Molecule: messenger RNA, 10092 nt
Organism: Acanthoscelides obtectus
Lineage: Eukaryota; Metazoa; Arthropoda; Insecta; Coleoptera; Chrysomelidae
Source: the annotation of a GenBank genome assembly
GAUGCACAAUAUGACAACCAUGUCGCCCUCUCAAAAUAUGGCUUAUUCUCAACUGACGAUGUCUGAACCUCUGAAGUCUGAUGGGCCAGAUUUAAAUUUCCGGCAGGUUUCUUCCUGUGCUCUGUGCUUUGCAAAAUAACCUUACUUUUUUCAGCAUGUCAUUUUCUAAACACUUCAUUUUUUACAAAUAAUAUGCCAUAGAAUUAUUUUAUUCAUUAUAUAUAUCCUAGAAAUCAAGACUGGACAUUCAAUAAGUCGUGUAGAGGAACCAAGAGCAUGAGUUUCAGUUCAACAUUGCAAAGAGAAGGAAAUCCCUUCAGCAACAGUCCAAGAAGUGGCAACACAGCCUAGAGAUGGUGCUUGAUAGUUAUAAUGAUAUUAUUGUCAAAGAUGAACACUGGGAUGGAGUUAACCAGGUGAAAAUGGAGAAUCAGUUAGUAGUUAGUGUUAAAUCUGAAACACCAGAAGCAGAACAAACUGUGAACAACACAGAGUUAGGAAAUAUGGACACUUUGAUGCUAAAUGAAGAGUUUGACAUCAAAUAUGAAUGUGAAGAUGCCAUAUUUGAUAGAAUUAAAGUUGAAGAGAAAUUAGAGCCUGGACUUGAAGCUGAUUCGAUAGCAGAUACAGUUAACCAGAUGAAAAUGGAGUUCCAAGAAUCUGACAAGCUGGAAGAAAAACCAGAUUUAAGGAGCACAAAUCUUGAAAAUAUGUACGCGUUGGGGCUACAUCACGGAUUUGACAUCAAAACUGAGAGUGACCAAAGUGACGAGCAUGAUUCGGCGUCCGAUAGACUACCAAUAAAGAAAACGCGGGAAAAGGAACAACGAAAUCCAGCGAUGGAAGAAGGAAAAAAGUCGUUCAGCUGCUAUAAAUGUAACUAUACGAGCCAUUGUAAAAAGGGUUUGAUCGGUCAUAUCAAAAGAAACAAUUGCUAUUUAGGAUCUAGUUUGGGAAAAUCAGGUUCUCAUUUGGUUAAAAAACAUGUAGGAUCUAUUGCGUUAGUUUCAUCUAAAAUACAUGAAUGCACAUUGUGUUAUUUUAAAACCGCUUAUAAAGGUGAUUUAACCAGGCAUAUGCUGAAGCAUACUACUAAACUACGCAUAUGCAAACAUUGUAAUACAUCAUUUAAAACAGAACGAUCGCUUUUUGCCCAUAUUUUAAAGAUACAUCCCAACUUUAGCGGGACAAUUUCUAGUAAGAUAUAUGAAUGUAUGCAUUGUGCACAUAAACAAAUAGCUAGGAGUAGUUUUAUAAAGCACCUGGCAAAACAUGAUAUCCAAACGACAUUCAAGUGUAGAAACUGUGAUGCUUCAUUUAAUACUAAACGACGCUUAGAAAGCCAUACUUUACAUAAACAUCCUAAAAUACGUGAAUGUGCACAAUGUGAAUAUAAAACUGCAAUUAAAUACUGCUUAGCUAGGCAUAUGAUCAAACAUACUGGAGCUAAGCUCAAGUGUACAAAGUGUGAAAAGUCAUUUACAACCAUACGAACAUUAGACGAUCACAUUUUGCGGGAACAUCCUGAGUUUACUACUUCUGUAUCUAGUAAGAUACAUAAAUGUACAUAUUGUGAAUAUAAAACUACAUAUAAGGGGAAUUUAGUUAGCCAUAUGAUGAAACAUACUGGAGCUAAGCUCAAGUGUACAAAGUGUGAUGCGUCAUUUACAACCAUACGAACAUUAGACAACCACAUUUUGCGAAAACAUCCUGAGUUUACUACUUCUGUAUCUCGUAAGAUACAUAAAUGUACACAUUGUGAAUAUAAAUGUCUGGAAAAGCAGCAACUCAUCAGACAUAUGAUGAAACAUACUGGAGCUAAGCUCAAGUGUACAAAGUGUGAUGCGUCAUUUACAACCAUACGAUUAUUAGACAACCACAUUUUGCAAAAACAUCCUGAGUUUACUACUUCUGUAUCUAGUAAGAUACAUAAAUGUACACAUUGUGAAUAUAAAACUACAUAUAAGGGGAAUUUAGUUAGCCAUUUGAUGAAACAUACUGGAGCUAAGUUCAAGUGUACAAAGUGUGAUGCGUCAUUUACAACCAUACUAUCAUUAGACAACCACAUUUUGCGGAAACAUCCUGAGUUUACUACUUCUGUAUCUCGUAAGAUACAUAAAUGUACACAUUGUGAAUAUAAAACUACAUAUAAGGGGAAUUUAGUUAGCCAUUUGAUGAAACAUACUGGAGCUAAGCUCAAGUGUACCAAGUGUGAUGAGUCAUUUACAACCAUACGAUUAUUAGACAACCACAUUUUGCGAAAACAUCCUGAGUUUACUACUUCUGUAUCUCGUAAGAUACAUAAAUGUACACAUUGUGAAUAUAAAUGUCUGCAAAAGCAGCAUCUCAUCAAACAUAUGAUGAAACAUAUUGGAGCUAAGCUCAAGUGUACAAAGUGUGAGGCGUCAUUUAUAAGCAAACGAUCUUUAGACAACCACAUUUUACGGAAACAUCCUGAGUUUUCUACUUUUGUAUCUCAUAAGAUACACAAAUGUACACAUUGUGAAUAUAAAUGUCUGGAAAAGAAGCAACUCAUCAGACAUAUGAUGAAACAUUGACAUCCAUACAAUCAUUAGACGAUCACAUCUUGCGGAAACAUCCAGAGUUUACUACUUCUGUAUCUAGUAAGAUACAUAAAAUUGUGACUAUAAAACUAUAUAUAAGGGAAAUUUAGCUUACCAUAUGAUGGAACGUACUGGAGCUAAGUUCACGUGAACAUUUGCAAGAAAAUAAUAAGGUACACCGGGGCAAGUGUGACCCAAAAUUUCAAUAGUUCAACUUUUUCGCGUUGUAUUUCCUAUUUUUAAUUAUGAUAUUCACUGAAAUUUUGAGAGUAUAGUCUUAAGUAUAUGUAGAAACGAAAUCUACAAACACAAAACAAAAUCAGUAUAGAUUUUUUUCUAGAAAUUAUUUUUUUCAUGUUAGAAUAAUGGUUUACACUUCCCCAGCAAAUUGGGGCAAGUGUAAAUACGCUGUCUGAAUUACUACAAAAGUGUUGAGACUUGAUUGGGGCUAGUGUAAAUAAAAGAAGAGACUAAAUAUAAUCAGAUUUUUUUACUAGGAAAAAUCACUUAGGAUAUAUUUUGCUCAAAUGUGAUGUUGAAAUGGAAGUGUCCUCUUCUGUGAAUAUCUGGGGCAGAUGAAGAUGAAGAUCCCGAGCGUCUUGCAAAUUUUGCUUCUAAACAUGGCUCUACUUCUGUUACUUGCCCUACAUAAAAUUUAAAUGGUUUUUUAGUAGCAAAUUUUACUAGAAUCCAGUCCCCUAUUUUCAGUUCUUGAGGAUCUUUCUCCAGGUAUUUCACGAAUUCUUCUUCUUCACGCAAAUCAUUUACUUCAUCGUCUAAGUCAAAAUCAUCAUCUGAAGUAUUGACUUCCAUUUCUUCAAAACUAUCUUCAUCUGUGUCUUCUUCGUAUACUUGCUUUCUUUUCAAUUUUUUACCAUCUUUCUUAGUUGUCGACUUCUUUGGUUUUUUAAUUUUGUUUGCUUUCUCGUUCAAUUUAGCAACUGCUUCCAAGGAUGUAAUAACUUCGGCACCUAUACAUACUCUCUUUCUGAUCGAUUUCGCUGGUUUUGGCAUCUGUUUUAGCUGUUCUAAGAGAAUGCUCUCAAAACUUUUUGUGUUGUUAACUGGCGGAUUCUGGUGUUCUGAACUGGUCGAUGGCAUUUCCGGAUUUAUUGAAUUUACUGACGAUGUCUGCGGAGUUAUUGGUGGUACUGUUGAAGUGGAUGGCAAAUUAAAACGCUCUUCUAAUGUUGAUCGUAAAUUUGGUUGCGCUACUUGUACUUCUUCCGGAUUAUUAUUUUUGCAGUUUGAAUCACACCACCUUUUAUAUGCUUCUGGAUCGUAAUGUUCAACGGGAAUGACCUCAUUAUUAAAAGGAUAUAUCCCCCCUUUCUCAAAUCCUUUGAUAAGUAACGAAGGGUUUACUUGUGACCAGAUUUUUGAUAAAAUGGUACAAAACAUAGGUUUUGGUAGUUUCGUACCAUAGUUUUGUCUCUGCCAUUUUAUGAGCUCUGCAUCCCAUGCCAUUUUUAAUGACUUAAAAACACAUAAAUCCAUAGGUUGUAGCAGAUGGCUGGAAUGAGGCGGAAGUUUCAAUAUAAUCACAUCAUUAGCUAUUGCCUUUUAUAUCAAAGAAAUACUAAUGUGAGACGUGUGACCGUCAUAAAUUAAUACAGUAGGUCUGUCUUUGCCAAUAUUUGGUAAAAAAUUGUUUUCAAAAUAUUUUUGAAAGGUUUCCGUUUCCAUCCACCCAUUUUUAGUGGCUGAAUAAGUCAUUCCCGGGUAUUCCUCAGUUGGAAUCCAACUAUUCCAUAUGUGUUUACCCUUGAACACUACGAGUGGAGGAAGUUUUUCACCUGCAGCGUUUCCCCCAAGGAGAACUGUUAUAUUCUCUCGUGCUGGACCACUUGUUGUCCUAUGGGCUGCUCUACCCUUCUCUCCAACAACUUUUAUCCGGGAUGGAUCCAGGCAGAAACCGGUUUCAUCAAUAUUAUAAAUUUGCGAUGCUGGGAUAUUUUCAAUAUGCUGUUUGAGGGUAUUGAAGUAAUCAUACAUAACAAAUGGAUCCAUAGACCUCUUUCGAGCCACUUCCACAGAUUGCGGUUUUUUUCUGGCUUAAAUGAAAUGGUUUCGUGAAUCUGACGAAAUAAUCAUUGCCAGGAUCUCCAUUCUUGAAAGGGGUUACUAUAUUAUUAUCUUUCACAUACCGCCCAAUUAGUUGAAGAACUUCUCUCUUUGAUAAUCCCAUACCCCAUUUUUCGAGUAUUUUAAUACUGUAGGAAAAUUUUUGUUCUACAUCAUAAGGCAGAGCUGGUUCCCUACCCCCCGUAUUACUUUUUAUACCCCGUUUACCCUUUACAUGAGUAAAUAAAGUAGCUUUGGGUAUUUUGUACAAUAAUGCAGCUCUAUAUAAUGUUAGAGUACCUCUUUGCACAGCUUGUACUGCCUCUUUCAAAUCGUUUUUGCUAUAGGCUGGAGGAGUUUUCUUACGUAUGUAAUUCCGGAUCAUGUUCUGAAAACAACGGGAAAGUGUAAACGUAAUAGAAUUAUUGGGGCAAGUGUAACCUACCAUAUUUCAUACUUGCCCCAAGGGAGUUUUUUUUGGGGGCAAGUGUAAACCACAACAUUUAAAAAAAAAUUCUUUAAAAUUCAGAAAAGAUAAGUUUAUUUACUAAUAGAUAAUACCUUUAAUGGAGUGCUUACCAGAAAUUACGAUGAAAAGUCGUCAAAGUUUUAAUACAAAGAGAUUUUUAUAAGAGACUACAGAACUGCGUCGUCAACUGUAAAUGCAAACACACUAAGUAACGAAAUGUGAUGAAGCGUUCGUUUUGCUAGCGCGCAAGACAUCUAUUGCGAUGCUUAGCCGGUAUCAUAAUAAACCUACUUGGCCAUAGAUGGCGCCAUUAUGAUAGAAUUUAAGACCACAAAUUGGCAUAGGUUACACUUGCCCCGUAUUUACACUUACCCCGGUUUACCUUACUUAGACAACCACACUUUAAAGAAACAGCCUGAGCUUACCGCUUCUGGUAGCAAAUUGAAUAAAUUUCUGGAUCGUACAAAUUUCAAUACGUCGAGUCAUAAUAACUACGAAUGCUGUAAUGUGACAUUUCAUUGUAAAUAGACAUUUCUUGAUCACGUAAUAAAAAAUCAUGGAGAUAUUAUUCGAUUAACUAUUAAAAAUUAUCGCGUAAAAUACUGAUAAUGGUUGUAUUCAUCAGAAUAUAUUCAUACAGGGUAUCCUGAAAGAGCAGCGAAAUUGAAGAAGAAUACUAGCUAUUCAUAUCUUCAAGUACUGCCUCGUCACAUUUUGUUUGUAAGCACUGCUUCACGUUGUUGCUGUUCGAUUCAAAAACACGAGUUUGCUUAGUUAUUCCUAAAUUUGCAACAUUUGGUGCUGUCUAGGUCUUCGACUGUGUCCAACCAGACGACUUUUGCACUAUAAAAAUAGAUAUAUGCAGCUCUGAUGAAAAAAAAACAUCGAGGACGACGGCGACGUUCUAAGUGCACUCGCGGAGUAUAAAGACAAUGUUUAAGAUGCUCAUAUCAAAUCUAUAACAUCGUUAUUGCUGUAGGAAAGAAUAGGAAUAUUUCACUGACAGCAAACUGAAAAAAAUCUCAUGAAGAUGACAUUUGAUAAGUGUUGCGACUUUUUUUUGUUGUAAUAGUUGCAUAGAUUUUACGAAUUAGAAGGUUCUCUACUACUUACUCGUUUACUAGUUCAUAAGAUACGAUAUAGAUAGAUAUGAAUAUAUGUAUCUGCUACCCUUGCUAAAAUUUAUUGAAUAUAGGGGUAUAUACAUUGUUCAUAGCAUUUUGUAUUUCUGGUUUCACCUGUUGAUCCGCUCCCUUCUUGUGGACCUGGCCUAGUGAACCUGAAAUAAAACUACACGUACACACUGCUUAGGUAUGCAUAUGAUGAAACAUACUGGAGCUAAGUGCAAGUGUACAAAGUGUGAUGCGUCAUUUAUAACCCCAAAAUCAUUAAACAACCACUUUUUGCAGAAACAUCCUGAGCUUGCUACUUCUAUAUCACGUAAGAUACACGAAUGCACACAUUGUGAAUAUAAAACUACAUAUAAGGAGAAUUUAGCUGGUCAUAUGAUGAAACAUACUGGAGCUAAGCUCAAGUGUACAAAGUGUGAUAAGUCAUUUACAUACACACAAUCAUUAGACGAUCACAUUCUGCAAAAACAUCCUGGGCUUACUGCUUCUGUAUCUCGUAAGAUACAUAAAUGUACACAUUGUGAAUAUAAAACUACAUUUCCACACUGCUUAGCUAGUCAUAUGAUGAAACAUACUGGAGCUAAGCUCAAGUGUGCAAAGUGAUGCGACAUUUAAAUCCACACAAUCAUUAGACGAUCACAUUUUGCGGACACAUCCAGAGUUUGCUACUUCUGUAUCAUCUCGUAAGAUACAUAAAUCUACACAUUGUGAAUAUAAAACACCACGAAAAUAUAAACUGACUAAACAUACGAGGAACAUACAAAGUCAUGGUUAGUGCUUUUUUGUUUCCUUUGUGGUUAAUGCGUGCCUUUGCAGGCAAAUUAAAGUUUCAAUUUUAACCCUUGUAGUUUAAGAGAUGUCAUAAUGACAAUUCAAAGGAAAUAGUUAUACUAAUACCCAAAUUUACCGCCCUUUUCAAAUCCAGCACAGCAGAGGUGAUCCAAAUCUCAAAUUAAGGUUUUGUUACUACACUGAUUUGGUGAAACUUUAACUAGCGGAUGCGAUCUGGCUACUUUGCUACACAACCAUUUUUCUGGCUUUCACAUUUUCUCAAAUAUACUCUGCAUUCUGUCACCAUCAAAGCAUGCUGGCGAAGUUGCAGCAUGGUCGUUGAGUCAUACCUUUAUAGGUACCGCUAUGAGUGUCACUCACAGCACCAUGUCAAGUCCACUUGUAAUGAUUUCCCAAUACGACAUAAAAUAUAAAGAUGUUUUCAAAAGUUAUAGUCAGACAUAUGAGAAACACACCCUAAAAAUCAUUAGAUCAGUUUGUCUUGCCAGUACAAAAUGAUGUAAAUACUUAGCCAACCAUUUCAGUGAAAGCUUUAUUGGAGCCGCUCCAAAACUUCUCUCAAACAACCAACUUUGAGUUAUGAAUGCGACUUAGAUCUAAAAAAUAAAUCAAUAUUUUUAACUCCAAUGGAUCAUGAUAAAUUGCUCAGAAUUGUAUGCACACUGAAAAACACAAAAAGUUGCUAUGGGAAAACGUGUAACAUCGACUCCUCCUCGGCCAAAUAGUACUGGUGUUCCUCAAUAUAUAUAUAUAUAUAUAUAUAUAUAUAUAUAUAUAUAUCCACCACCACGAAAAACACGCAAAAUUUCAUCUAUGCAGAUGAUACAACCAUUUUGAUACCAUAUAAAGGAGCAUCUGAUAUCCGAAUCUUGAUAGAGACACAAAUAAACCAUAUUCAAAACUGGCUGGAGGUGAAUAAGUUAGUAUUCAACAUAUAAAUUCAUGAACCUCUAUGUGUCAAAAGCGAUAUAAACCUUAUGGGUGUCACAUACGAUAGCUGUCUUAAGUUUGAUAAGCACAUUGAAAAUAUGGCUUCACAACUCAAUUAAGCAUGCUAUGCAUUACGAGUGCUUACUUGUCAACUGCCCUUGCAAGCCGUGCAGACUGCCUACUUGCCUAUUCUAUUAUGUCUUAUCAAAUAACACUUUUGGGUAAUAGUUCCGCGGCCACCAGAAUUUUUAUCAUACAGAAGAGGAUAAUAAGAACCAUCUUCAAAAUGAAACUUAGAGAGUCAUGUAGAAGUCUAUUUGAAGUCAACAGCUUAUCAACAUUGCCGGGAAUUUAUAUCUAUAAUACUCUACUUUUUAUCUAAAACCAUAAAGAAAUGUUUGAAAAAACGUCUUCAACUACAGUUAUAUUACUCGCAAAAGUAAGAAAUUCAUCUACCCAUCACAUAAGCCAAAUUAUACCGGAAAGUGUCCAUAUUGCUGAAGCUUUACAAUGCUUUACCUCAACAUCUUCAAUCCAUUUCAGCGCUCCCUAUAUUAAAAAAACAUUGAUAUAUAUAUAUAUGCAAAAUGGAACCAUAUAGUAUUGAAGAGUUCUAUACUCUAGUGAACCCGUGUUACCAAUAUCCUUGUGUUAUAUGUUGUCUAGGUCUAUGUUAUUUACAUUGUACCACAAUGAGGUGUUAUCUUUGUUGUAAAGUUUGGCCUGGUUUUUCAAUCGCAAAUUAACUUGCGAGUUGGGUAACGUGUAAAAUUGCGGUUUAACUACGUCUAUCAAUUUCACCGAUAUCUGGCACCUGUAGUUAAAGUUUAGGGCAAACCUUAAAAACGCUUAUUGAAGUUCAACUUCGGGUUAGCAGUAAAUCUGUGGUUAACCUGGGUUUGCGAAACUGGUCCUUACAGGAUUGAUUUAUUUGUUAGAUGAAUUAGAAUAAACUCCUUAUUUAAUAUUUAUGUUUGUUUUACCAUCCGUGUUAGUUUAUUAAGUUAUACAAGGUCUGUCGCAAAGUAAACAGGAAUUUUGAAAGAUAUCCGAUAUAAGUAGCGCCAUCUAUUAUCGGAGACUAGCGCUGGAUAGGUCCCUACAUGUUUCAUUUUUGCCCUAUGAAACUUUCAUGACAAUCGAACCACUUCAUGCGGAGUUAUCGCGCUCAACGUGACGGUACCUUUUUAGCAUCGGUCAAAAAAUGAGCAUCGAACAAAGAGCCAAUAUUAAGUUCUGCGUUAAACUUGGCAAAACAUUUACCGAAAUGCAUCAGAUGUUGAUGCAAGUGUAUGGUGAUAAUUGUUUAUCCCGUAGCCGAGUCGAUUGAGUGGUUUACUCGGUUCAAAAAGGGUCGUGAGUCGCUGGAAGACGAUGAACAUGUUGGCCAGCCGAAAUUUGUGAUUACGUCAGAAACUAUUGAAAAAGUGCGAGAAUUUAUUUGUUUCUACGAUUCGAAAGGAAUUAUUCACAAAGAAAUCAAGCUACCGGUCCAAACAGUUAAUGCUGUUUUAUCUUGGUGUUGAGGCGUUUGCUGUCGCGUAUUCGUCGUGUUCGACCAGAAUAUCGCGAAGAAGAAAGCUGGAGCUUGUGGCACGGUAAUGCACCAUCUCAUCGAUCGAGGAUUGUGUCCGAUUUAUUGUAAAAAAAUGGCAUUUAACCAUCAACCACUCCCCAUAUUCUCCUGAUAUGGCACCGUGUCACUAUUUUCUGUUCGGUAAACAUUUGGUCAUGAGGGGGCAGCGGUAUGCCAACAUAGAAGCCAUCCAAAAGUCGACGAUCAUUUUGAAGGACAUCCCAGUCAGUGAGCUAAAAUCAUCAUACGAAAAUAUUUUGGUCCGUGCAAAUCACUGUAUCAACUGUGAAGGAUACUAUUUUGAAUAAAAUAAAUUCCAUUUUCUGAUAAAAAUUGUUUGUUCACUUUUUUCUAUGCCCUGUUUACUUUGCGACAGACCUUGUAUUAACUUACAAUCGACCUGAGCGAAAGAAAGCCUCCAGUUUAUGUGUAAUUAACUUGUAUGUUUCCUAAUUUCGCAUUCAAGUUAUAGUUGCUAAUAUUAUGUGAGGAUUAGAUGAUUCAAGUCGAUAUUAGCACAUUUGUUUAUCUACAUGUUCGGUAUAUUACUGUUAUGAUAUGUUGUAC